AUGCAAGACGUCCACCCCCCUUCAUCCACAAACAUCACAUAUGGCAACAGUUUUCUUGCUAAAUCUUUCUUCACAAUGUGGUUGGUUUUUUUGUUUUUGUUCAUUCCCAGGCAUUUAGUGGUUGCCAUGUGUGAAAAAAUUCCAAAGUGUGACGAAAUUCUGCAAAGUGAAGAAACUCCGUCUGAACAAAUUCUGAAGUCUGAAGAAAAUCCGGAGCGUGAAAAAAUUCUCACCAAAGACUUGAACGAAUAUGCACAAAAAGCGAGUGACAAGAUAAGAUUUGGCAGUGGAUACUUUUGUCAGCUAAGUACACAUUUUUUCAAACUCAAUCCAGAACGUAAGGCACCGAGGGACAUGACAGGCUAUAAAUAUGAAUCGAUAUCUAGGUUUGAGCCUCAGUUAAAAGUUUUUUGGGUGAAUCUCAAGGAUGUUGCUUCUUUAGCGGCACUUGAAGAUUUCGUGAUGGAUGAAUUCGAAAAACAUGGAAAGUUAUUGACCUUGGAUAUUGAGGAAUACUUUGCGUUAGUUUUGACCAUCACAUUGGCUCUGCCAAAAUCUCUGCUGUUGCCAAUUAAUGUGCGACUAACGCCUGAGUUUGUUGCUAAUACAACCUCUCUAUCAAUGGAGCUAGUCGUAGUUCCAGGAAUCUUAGUGGGUCAUGCUGUAAUUGUGCAAGUAUCCACUGUCAAAGUCAAUAGCCUCUUUUUAUUCUUCGAGGCAAACAUUCAUUACCACCCCCGGCUACUCUCUCUUAUGAAUUGUGAUAGGUAUUAUUAUGCGGAUGACCCCUCCACUGGGGAUUCUAUUAUUUUACCAGGUCCAUCAUUCUCAUCGGGCCAUGUUGUCAGGUAUUGUUAA
This is a messenger RNA of Striga asiatica, 858 nucleotides long. Lineage: Eukaryota; Viridiplantae; Streptophyta; Magnoliopsida; Lamiales; Orobanchaceae. The record is from the annotation of a GenBank genome assembly.